Messenger RNA from Cryptomeria japonica (Japanese cedar), 699 nucleotides. RefSeq names its product GDSL esterase/lipase At5g41890-like. Bases 1 to 699 code for a protein of 232 amino acids. Lineage: Eukaryota; Viridiplantae; Streptophyta; Pinopsida; Cupressales; Cupressaceae. Gene Ontology annotation, biological process: lipid metabolic process. The transcript is spliced from 5 exons. Gene Ontology annotation, molecular function: lipase activity. The record is from RefSeq and is a predicted model, not a curated record.
AUGACUUCGUUUCUCAGCAUUAGUAUCAAUCUUUUUCUGGUGGGAUGGAUCUUGAGUUGCUUUAAUGGCGUAACUGCUUCAUGUGUGCCUGCAAUGUACGUGUUUGGGGACUCUUUAGGAGACGCCGGCACCAACAGUUUCAUUCCUCGCAGUACUGUGAGAGCAAACUUUCCUCCAUAUGGUGUCUCAUUUUUUCCGUAUCCAACUGGUCGCUUCACCAAUGGCCGCACAGCUUUUGAUUUCUUAGGUAUCGCUACAUCUUUCUUAGGGCUCCCUCGCUUCCCUCCUCCCUUUCUAAAACCAAAGGAAAAUUUUUCAACUGGCAUAAAUUUUGCAUCCGGAGGUAGUGGAUUACUCGAUUCAACAGGACCUCGAGAGAAACUUUACCGUGUUGGGGCAAGAAAAUUCCUUGUAUUCGACAUUUCAACUAUAGGGUGUACACCAGUUAGCAGACUUGUAUCAGGAAAUGGAGAAUGUUUGGAUGCUGCAAAUCAGUUAGCUGUGGCAUACAACACUGCUCUGAAACCUGUUAUAGAUCAGCUUAAUGAACAACUGGAUGGGCUGUCUCUCAUUCUACUUAAUUCUUUUGAUUAUGUUGUUGACAUGAUUCAACAUGGUGAAGCCUAUGGACUAUCAGAGACAAGUUCAGCAUGUUGUGGAUCAGGAGCAUUUAAUGCAGAAGAGACAAGUGGUUUUUAA